Oikopleura dioica is the source of this 855-nucleotide messenger RNA. Lineage: Eukaryota; Metazoa; Chordata; Appendicularia; Copelata; Oikopleuridae. The record is from the annotation of a GenBank genome assembly.
AUGCAAGCGAUUCGCCGACUUACAGCCGGAACACUCGCCGGCGGCGCUGUUGGAACAUUCUUCGUCUCCCUUGACGGCUUCACGGAAUCGAAAAAGGCCAAGGCAUCCGGUGGCGGACCCCACCUUCCUACCUACGAGUGGGACUUCAACAAGUUCGGUAACGCCCUUGAUGCCGCUGCCCUCCGACGAGGCUGGUACGUCUACCAGAAGGUCUGCUCCACCUGCCACUCUCUCCAGUAUUUCUACUUCCGAGAGUUGAUCGGCAAGUCCCACACCGAGCAAGAAGUCAAGAAGAUUGCCAAGGAGUUCGAGUGCGUCGACGACACCCCCGACGAUGAAGGCAACCCCGUCGUUCGACCAUGCAAGCCAUUUGACACUAUCCCCAAGCCAUACGCUAACGAGAAGGCCGCGCGAGCCGCCAACGCUGGUGCCCUCCCCCCAGAUCUUUCCCUCAUCUGCUGGGCCCGAGAAGGCAACGAGAACUACCUCUACUCUCUUCUCACUGGCUACUGCGAUCCCCCAGCUGGUGUCCAAGUCGCUGAAGGCAUGAACUACAAUGCCUACUUCGCUGGUGGUGCUAUUGGUAUGGCUCAGCCUAUCUACAACGAAACUGUUGACUACAAGGAGAUGGGUGAUGACACUCCACCAUACAUGUCCCAGAUCGCUAAAGAUAUCGUCACCUUCCUGCGAUACUCCACCGAUGUUUCCAAGGAUAACCGACAACUCGCUUUGAUGAGAAUCCUUGGCCUCUUCGUUCCCGUCUUCUUCUUGGUCACAGUCGGCACCAAGCGAGUGUUUGCCUCUUCUAAGACCAUGAAGGUCGUUCGCUCUGAGGACUUGAGAAAGUUCAAGUAA